Molecule: messenger RNA, 1320 nt
Organism: Penicillium argentinense
Lineage: Eukaryota; Fungi; Ascomycota; Eurotiomycetes; Eurotiales; Aspergillaceae
Gene: rpt1
Product: proteasome regulatory particle base subunit RPT1
Exons: 4
Coding region: 1-1320 (439 amino acids)
Biological process (GO): proteasome-mediated ubiquitin-dependent protein catabolic process
Cellular component (GO): proteasome regulatory particle, base subcomplex
Molecular function (GO): ATP binding; ATP hydrolysis activity; proteasome-activating activity
Source: RefSeq, a predicted model, not a curated record
AUGCCUAGCGCCACGGGCCAGAACUGGGAGAAGUACCAGAAGAACUACGCCGACGAUGAAGAGCCAGAGAAGAAGAUCACACCCCUCACAGACGAUGAUAUCGCAGUACUGAAGACCUACGGAGCCGCUCCCUACGCGAACGCCCUUAAGAAGCUCGAAAAGGAUAUCAAAGACAAGCAAAACAGCGUCAACGAAAAGAUCGGCGUCAAGGAAUCCGACACGGGUCUUGCUCCUCCACACCUUUGGGAUGUUGCCGCCGAUCGGCAACGAAUGGCCGAAGAGCAGCCUCUGCAGGUUGCUCGCUGCACAAAGAUUAUUCAGGAUGAGAAGGAUUCGGACAAGAGCAAAUAUGUCAUCAACGUGAAGCAGAUUGCCAAGUUUGUUGUCAAUCUAGGGGAGCGCGUGAGUCCGACAGAUAUCGAGGAGGGCAUGCGAGUCGGUGUCGACCGGAAUAAGUACCAGAUCAUGCUGCCACUCCCUCCCAAGAUCGACCCCAGCGUGACGAUGAUGACUGUCGAAGAUAAGCCCGAUGUCACAUACGGUGAUGUGGGUGGUUGCAAGGAACAGAUUGAGAAGCUACGAGAAGUCGUCGAGAUGCCUUUGCUAUCGCCAGAGCGAUUUGUGAACCUCGGUAUCGACCCGCCCAAGGGUGCUCUUCUCUACGGUCCUCCCGGUACCGGUAAGACUCUUUGCGCCCGUGCCGUCGCCAACCGAACCGACGCGACCUUCAUCCGUGUCAUUGGUAGCGAGCUGGUCCAGAAGUACGUUGGUGAGGGUGCUCGUAUGGUUCGUGAGCUGUUCGAGAUGGCCCGUACCAAGAAGGCCUGCAUUAUCUUCUUCGACGAAAUCGAUGCCGUUGGUGGUGCUCGAUUCGACGAUGGUGCCGGUGGUGACAACGAAGUCCAGCGUACUAUGCUGGAGUUGAUUACCCAGCUGGAUGGUUUCGACGCUCGUGGUAACAUCAAGGUCAUGUUCGCUACCAACCGACCGUCCACACUGGACCCGGCCCUGAUGCGUCCUGGUCGUAUCGACCGAAAGAUCGAAUUCUCGCUCCCCGACGUCGAGGGACGAGCCAACAUUCUGCGUAUCCACGCCAAGAGCAUGUCCGUGGAGCGGGACAUCCGAUGGGAGCUUAUUUCUCGUCUGUGCCCCAACGCGACUGGUGCCGAACUGCGCAGUGUCGCUACAGAGGCCGGCAUGUUCGCUAUUCGGGCACGAAGAAAGGUGGCCACCGAGAAGGACUUCCUGGCAUCGGUGGAGAAGGUCAUCAAGGGCAACCUGAAGUUCAACUCGACCGCGACAUACAUGCAGUACAACUAA